AUGGCUUGGUUUACUCAAUGUAGGCAAAAUAAUAUUCCAUUAUCAGGACCUAUUUUAAAAGAAAAAUCUAAGUUGUUUGCUGCCAACUUAGGUAUCGCAAAUUUUCAAGCUAGUGAGGGUUGGUUGGAAAAAUUUAAAAAACGUCAUGAUUUAACUUUCAAAAAAGUAUGUGGAGAGAGUGCAAGUGUUGACCCGUGCAUUUCACAAGAUUGGAAAAAUGAGUUAAUCAAUCUAUUGGUUGAUUAUGAUGCUAGGGAUAUUUUUAAUGCCGAUGAGACCGGACUUUUUUACAAAUGUUUACMAGAUCGCACUUUGACAUUUAAAAACGAAAAAUGUCAUAGUGGUAAAAAUAGUAAAGAAUGGAUAACAGUGAUKUUGGCCGCGAACAURGAUGGAUCCCAGAAACUUGCCGUUAAUGAUCGGAAAAUUUGCUAA
Messenger RNA from Diuraphis noxia (Russian wheat aphid), 435 nucleotides. RefSeq names its product tigger transposable element-derived protein 6-like. The record is from RefSeq and is a predicted model, not a curated record. Lineage: Eukaryota; Metazoa; Arthropoda; Insecta; Hemiptera; Aphididae.